GCUCACGACCCACUCUUUGGUCUGCCAUGUACAAGCAGUAUUUCAAAAUCGGGCACUACUAUACACUGCUGCGGGAGGAGACAGUGACCGGCAGCUUGCGAAGAUGGAAUCAGAUGACUCCUCAUGCGUGAGACAACUUCCUACCGGCAAGAAACGAAUUCCAAAAGCAUGCAGUGCUUGUCGACAGUCGAAGGUGCGAUGUGAUGGGAAACGGCCCUGCUCGAGGUGCAAGCGAUCAUAUAAACAAUGCAUCUUCUACGAAGUUCCUAAAGAUCCCACCACCGAGAGACUGGAGAACGUCGAAUCUGAAGUGCAACGUCUCCGUGCACAGAUAGAGGCCAUGGGCGAGCUUUUUCGUCUCUCCACGCAGCAAUUGCCACCAGAAGAUCUCGGGCAAGUGCAGCACGCUCAGGACCAAUUCGUGGAUCAGCAUCGUGCAUACCCCGCCGAAGCACCUUUCCUGACUUCGAAUCAUGCGGCUUCUCAUUCAGGAGGCAUGCCCAUGCUUUUCGCCGUGGCGACCUCUGCUCUCAACUCCGAGAGGGAAUCCGAGUUGCGUCCACUAAGAGGAUUGCCCUCCUCGUCGCAGAUUCGAUCCGCGAUGGACGAGGAGACAGUUCGUCCGGUCAAACGGAAGCGCUCUGGAUUUGAGGUUAAGGAAGAGCUCAUCUCGGACUUCGUAUCUCAGGGCUUGAUGACUGCUGAUCAAGCUGUCGCUUGUUUCAGAACGUAUGCGCUUUUAUCUCAGAGAUGUGACUCAAUGAGACAUGCUGACAGGGAGGGAACUAGGUUCUUCCAGGGCUGCGAUAGGUACAUCCCGAUUUUCGAUCCGGAGGUCGACACCUUCACCUCGGUACGCUCUCGCAGCAGUAUACUGCUGAACGCGAUUUGCACGAUUGGCAGCCGUGUUGAAAUGAGUGCUGCGACGGGUCCCGGACAAGUUCCCGAUCUGCUGCACGCGGAACUCAAGAAAUGGAUUGGCACUGUGAUCCAAAACAAAAAUCUGAACUGCCUGGAGUCGGUGCAGGCGCUGCUCAUCGUCGCGUGCUACACCGCCGAACGCUCGCUGAUGCUAUCCUUUGCUACCAGAAUGGCGUUGGACCUUGGUCUGGACGUAGCGUUCGAAGAGCUGAUCCAGCUACUAACGUUGAAGAGGACUAGUGACCCGUUGAGAAUUCCCGGUGAUAGCGUGGACGCACAGGUGCGCUGUUUGAUGCGGAAGUCCAGGACAUGGUUUGGGCUCCUGGUUCUGGAUCACAUAUUUCACGUCGACGGCGGCAAGCCACCUGGGAUACGAAUGAUGGGAAAUGCUCGGAGAUGCCGAAUCCUGCUGCAUCAUCCUUCGUCGACAGUAUUAGAUAUGCGUCUUUUCUCUCAGGUCGAGUUGAACGUUAUUCGAGCCAACAUCAACGACACACUAGACAUCCGAGACAGUCUGACUCGAGAAGCAAUUGCUGAGUUUGUACACGAGGCCAAGGUCGACCUUGAUCUCUGGUUUGAUGACUGGCAGCGCAUCAUUGCCAACUCCCCGACAGCCCAAGAAGAACGACCAUUCCUACUGGCCGCCCUGAGUGUCCAACACUGCUGGGCCGAACUCAUCCUCCACUGCAAAGCGCUGCGCUCCAUGGGCGUGGAGAACGUAGCAGCAAUCGCCCCCAUAGAGCUUAACAUCCUGAGCCUCGCCAAAUCCGCCGCCCGCCAACAUCUCCGCCUCAUCAGCCUCGAGCCCGCCUUCUACCUCGCCAAGCUCAAAUACGCCAUGGAUUUCGUCUGGGCCAAAUGCGCCUUCUGCUUCCUGCUGCUGCUGAAACUCUCCCGCCUCCUCCCCGAACAGCGGGACGAACACGAGGAGCUGCUGCAGCUCGGAAACAAGCUCCUGUGGGAGUUGACCCGGUCGGCUAAGGGCGUGGAGAUAUCGGCUCCUCUCGAUCUGGAUAUUGCACCGUCUAGAGGUCGUCAUUGUGCCGAAGCGGCGACAACGUCACCGUCCUCACACAUCACCGAUCCUGGAACAAGAGCGCCCGCCGUUCAGGGCCUGGCAUCAGGAACAGGUACAGGGUUGGGGAAUGUCUACAUGCAUAUCCUCCGCUUGAGCAUCGAGAAAUACAGCCGCAUAUUUCAGGGACAGCAGCGGGGGGAGAGGGGGGCAAGUGGCAGCAGCAGCAGCAGCAGGCCUGGUAGUGGUGACGGUGCGACUACCACUGCAGGUGUGGAGACAGCAACAGCAGAGGAGCCGACGACAGCAGCGGGAGCAGAACAAACCUCUACUUCCUUCUGGGACCUGUUCGACGCGCAUGUCGAUCUGCAGUCGUUCGUGCCAGAACAGUUUGUACGCGACUGGGAUUUCCCCGGGCUGAACCUGUUCUAUUUCCCGACGGCGUGGCAGGAUUUCUUUGGGGACUCCUCGUUGGGGUUUGGAAGCUGAUUUACGCCAGUCGAUUGUCCGCGGAGAGUUGUAUCAUCUGUUGCGUUGGAAGAGUCAGGGGUGGGGGGUGUAUUCUGAUUUGAUACUUGCUUGUUCUUGGUGUACAGGCCAA
Molecule: messenger RNA, 2537 nt
Organism: Aspergillus brunneoviolaceus CBS 621.78
Lineage: Eukaryota; Fungi; Ascomycota; Eurotiomycetes; Eurotiales; Aspergillaceae
Product: putative C6 transcription factor
Exons: 13
Coding region: 104-2425 (773 amino acids)
Biological process (GO): regulation of DNA-templated transcription
Cellular component (GO): nucleus
Molecular function (GO): transcription cis-regulatory region binding; DNA-binding transcription factor activity, RNA polymerase II-specific; zinc ion binding
Source: RefSeq, a predicted model, not a curated record